GUGCUUUGGAUCGAGGAAGGGACAAAGUGUGUCAGCUGAGAUGCGGACACGGUUUCGGCGGGAGGUCAGCAAUAGCAAGAAAGGCUCUGCAGGCAAGCAAGCUCGCGGCUGGACGGGCGCCCACAGAGCGAAAGACCUGCCGCAAACGCUCUAUCUGUCGACUGCAAGAACGCAAUACUUGUGCACUGUAGGAUACUAGGUACCGCCCUGAUUCAGUGGUGCAUAUCAUUGCCAGUCUGUGUUUGUUGAACCAGUUAAAGACAAACGACCUACAGUAGGGACUAUUUUGCCGGCACCUUGAGAAGGGAGACAUAAAGAUGAGGGCUUCAUGUUCGAACGCACCAUUUUGGCCGAUUCCAUUGCUGCUUUACAGGUUGCGCCUCGGUUAAUCAAAAUGUCCUUAUUUGCGAGGCUCAGACAACUUCCAAGAACACGCCAACAAUAUGCCAAUGCUUCUAGCUCUACGACUAGUACUGGCACCGGGACACUUGUAAGGCAGACAAAGAGUCGAUAGCGGAUGUCCCAAGACUCUCUCAGCCUUGAAGCCAAUGACAGAGUAGCGUCGAGACGAAGAUUGAUCGGCUCUGCAUAGCCACCUGGCCAGUGUUGGCACAAACACAUCAAACCAUCCAAACCGGCUUCGGUUACCGUUUCUUUCUUCCAUCCGUCCUUGUCCCUGUGACCAUAGACCCGCAGUAUUGGCGUCUUGUCGGGGUCAAUUAGACUUCUUCUAGAAGCCGAUGCUGUACCACGCCCUGCGUCCGACUGCUAUUUCAACCAUUCUCGGACUCCACUUCCCGGGCCGUUGGCACGUUGUUGCACAAGUCCUGCAGUGUAAGAUAUGGCUGCGAUUUCAGCCUCACGAGGUCGAGAGGUCGGAAUUGUGUGGUCCUCCCUUGCAAAUCAUCUCAUCAUCAGUAUCUGCUUGCUUGAGUGGGCGCGGCUCCUCUGUCGUCGCCAAUUUGGUUCGCAUGGCAAUAUCGGCACAAGGCAUUGACUCUACUGCGCGAUAGCACUGACUAGCAUGCCACAGCCUUCCUGGGCGGAAUCCCACGAGAGCCUCGGGCUGUUCUAUCAUGCACGGGAUUUCUUUCUUACAUCCGGUAGGUUCAAGCACAGUCAUAUCAAUGGUCCUCAGUAUCUUGGACAGGAAGGAUAUAUUUGUCUCGCGUCCUCAGCCUGAAACUCCUACGUCUUCUUCCUCCCGCCAGCGAUCAACCACUACAGCGGCACUACUCCGGCCAACUGUCCUGUAAGAACUCAACAGCCUUAUCAUUUCUCACUUGUUUCAUCCCGUCUACUCAAGUUCACAAGCAAAGACCCUUGUCCCCCUUUUCUGUCGUCAAGCAUCGGUGUUCGUCCCGCCUGAACACAACUUCGUUCGUUUUGUGCCAACCGCUGUUACUUGCCCAGCAUGUGGUAUCAAAUUUCCAACCCCAACGAAUACCUCGUCCUUACGGGCGCCGGAAUUCAAGAUGUGCGGAUCGUCAAGAAAGCACUGGUCUAUCCAUGGCAACGCGUGGCUCGCAUCUCGGUGUCGCCGUUCGACUUCUCACUCAACCUGCAAGCCAUGACAAUCGAAAAACUCCAGUUUGCAUUACCCGCCGUCUUCACCAUCGGACCGGACAAUGAGCCGGAAGCGCUGAAGAAGUACGCACUCCUGCUGAGCGGAAACCCUGACGGGUCGUCGCCGAACCCGAAGAGGGACGGCUUGACCAUUACGCCGACGCAGCGGAGCCAUGUCCAGGACAUCGUCAAAGGCAUCAUUGAGGGUGAGACUCGAGUGAUUGUGUCGAGCAUGACCAUGGAGGAAAUCUUCAAAGAGCGACAAAUGUUUAAGGAGAAAGUGAUUGGAAACGUCCAAAAAGAACUUGACCAAUUCGGCUUGAGGAUCUACAACGCAAACGUCAAGGAACUGCAAGACACGCCAGGGUCCGAAUACUUUGCAUUCCUGUCGCGCAAGGCCCACGAAGGCGCAUCGAACCAAGCGCGGAUCGACGUGGCCGAGGCCCGGAUGCGCGGCGAGAUCGGCGAGGCAUCAAAGAAGGGCCAUACAAAACAAGAGAUCUCCAAGAUCGAGGCCGAGACGGCCGUCCUAGAGACGAAGCGCAAAGCAGACAAGGCCCAGGCGGACGCGGAGCUGACCAACCGACAAACCGAGCUGGACAUGGGGAUCCAGAUGGCGCAGAUCAAGGCACGGCGAGCUGCCGAGGCGCGUGACGCCGAGCUGCAGCGGGAAGUCGAGACCAAGAAAGCCGCCACGGAGCUCGAGCGACUCAGAGCCAAAGAUCUCGUGCGCGCGCAGAUUGCCAAAGAAACGGCCCAGCAGGACGCCGACGCCCACUUCUACCGCGAGUCCAAGAAGGCCGACGCCGAGGCCUACAGCGAGAAACAGGACGCCGAGGCCCAGCUGUACAAGCAGCAGCGCCAGAUCCAAGCCAACGUCGAGCGUCAGAUCAAGGAGGCCGACGCAAUGUACCACGCCCGCAUGCGCGAGGCUGAGGCGACCCAGGCCCAAGCCACCGCCUACAAGGCUCUCGCCGAGGCCUUUGGUGGUCCCCAGGGUUUGUUGUCUUACAUCAUGCUCAAGGAGAAUGUCUAUGAGAAACUCGCCCUCGCAAACGCAACCGCCCUCCAGGGCUUACAGCCGAAGAUUACGGUCUGGAACACCGAAAAUGGUGGUGCCGGUGGUGCCGGUGGUGCAGCUGCUGCCGAUGGACCUAUGGGGCCUAUCAAGAAUAUCUUGCAGUCGCUGCCGCCUUUGUUUACCACCAUCCAGGACCAGACUGGCAUUGCUCCGCCAAGCUGGAUGCUGCAGAUGCCGCCUCUCAAGGGUGACGAUGCCCCUGCAAAACUCAACGGCGGUCUCGCUCUCGAUGAGAAGGCUUGAUGAACGUGGCCCGGUGAGGAGUCUUGACAUAACGACUAUUGCUGUGUCAAAGGUGGUGGUGAUGAUGGAGGGAUUGAAGGAGGGCGGGGAGGGGCUGCUGCUGCUGUUGCUGCUUGCUUCCUUUCCUGAUCAUAUUUCCUAUGUUUGUUGGUGUCUGCUUGUGCAUUCUUGGCAUCAAUAUAUCUAUCGGUCUGUUCUGUUCAUGGGGCUUGGCUCGUCUGGGAGUGAGUGCUAUGUCUGCCCAUUUUGUGAACUGUGUUGCUGGUCGGUUUGAUUUUGGCUUCCUGUUUCAUCAGCUCCGGCGUUUGUCCCUUUUCUGUUUUUGCAUCAUUCAACAUGCAGUGCCAGUGUGGGAGCACCGGCCAAACAUGAUACCAUUCGUUUAUACCUUGGUGCACUGUACAAACAGUAAUAUAUACAUAUGUGUUGGAGACACUCUCAAAAACACUGCGUUUUGUGGCGAA
Messenger RNA from Exophiala dermatitidis NIH/UT8656, 3354 nucleotides. RefSeq names its product flotillin, variant. The transcript is spliced from 3 exons. Gene Ontology annotation, cellular component: plasma membrane. NCBI's taxonomy places the organism in Eukaryota, Fungi, Ascomycota, Eurotiomycetes, Chaetothyriales, Herpotrichiellaceae. The record is from RefSeq and is a predicted model, not a curated record. The coding region runs from base 1415 to 2890 and encodes 491 amino acids. Gene Ontology annotation, biological process: protein localization to plasma membrane.